GAGAAAAGGAGAAGUGAAUGAAGGACGCUCUCAGAUCAGAUUGAGGUGAUUGCACACAGGUGAUACUGUUUGAGUACUCACCUCAUUAGACUACCACAGCUUCCUGGCAGUAUGCAUUCAAACUCCAUCCUCUGAAUUAAUGAUGAGCUGGAAGAGGUUCACCAGCAGACUACUGAGCUGGAUCAGAAGAUGGACUUGACAGAGAAGCAUUGUGUGAGGGAACGCCAGCGGGCUGGACCCACCAAAUGGUCGGACUGGGUAAAAACGCACAAGAAGUCACAGGCUGAUCCUGCAGAGGAUGGGAAUGCUUCAUGAAAACCCCAACAGAGUCCAACAGACUGGGAGACGCUGUGAAGGACUGUCGGUUCUCCCCAGCAGCCUCCUCCUGAAGAUCUUUCAGUAUCUCUCAUUCCAAGACUGGCUUACUUGUGCUGAGGUGUGUUGCUCAUGGAAAUCACUCAUCCAGUCCGGUACACUGUGGAGUCAGAUAAACUUCUCUGCAAAGAAAUGCUGGGCAACAGACUGCACAGUGCAGCAGAUUCUGCUGAAAUAUCGCCCAUUUGUGAUCCAUGUUAACCUGCGUGGCUGCACGUCCCUAAAGUGGAACAGCCUGAAAUGUAUCAGUGAAUGCAGAAACCUGCAGGAGAUCAACUUUUCUGAGUGUGUUAAUGUCACAGAUAAGAUGGUUGAGAGGAUUGUGAAGGCCUGUCCCAGCCUGCUCUACUUGAACCUUUCCUUCACACUAAUAACAAAUAAGACUCUGAAAGAACUGUCCAGGUAUUGUGUCAACCUUCAGUACCUGAGUCUGGCCUACUGCCACAGAUUUACAGAUAAUGGAUUUAUGUACCUGAGCACGGGAAAAGGCUGCCGCAAUCUCAUCCACCUCAACCUGUCCGGCUGCACUCAGAUGACUGUAAAUGGGUUCAGAUACAUUUCAGCCGGAUGCCCUUCACUCAGAGAGAUUGUGAUGGAUGACACGAUCACACUGUCAGAUAGCUGUGUUUUGGCUUUAAUUGCCAGAUGUCGCUGUCUGUCUGCCAUGUCUCUGCUGGAUGCUCCUCAUCUUUCCGACAUGGUCUUCAGAGCCAUCGCUGAGGUGGCCAAACUGAAAACUUUCACUAUAGAGGGUAACAACCAAAUCACUGACAUCAGCCUGAAGGCUCUGUGCAGCAGCUCCCCAGGCCUCCGCAGACUCCAUGCAGCAGAAUGUCCCAGAAUCACAGAUGCUAGCCUCACAUCUGUGGCCAACCUCAAGAACCUGCAAUACUUGGACAUCUCACUGUGUAACAGUGUGAGUGAUUAUGGAAUCAAGAGCUUAGCUGACGGCACCUCAUCCAACAAACUGAGAGAGCUGAAUGUCAGCCACUGCAGCAACAUCACUGAUGUAUCUGUCAGAAGGAUUGCACAAAGGUUGUUCAACCUGUACCAUCUCAACCUGAGUCACUGUGAGAGACUGACCGACAGGAGCCUGGAGCUGCUGAGCGGCAGCUCUAUCAGCUCUCUAAAUGUCAGUGGUUGCAACAUCCAGGACCAGGGUCUGGCUGCUCUCCAAUAUGUCUGCUUGAAGAGGCUGGUUCUUGCCGAGUGUGUCUGCAUCACAGACGUUGGCAUUGAGAAGCUGUGUAAGAACCUGAGUGAUCUGGAGCAUGUUGACGUGUCUCGCUGCGUAUCUCUGUCAGACGCAGCCGUUAGAUCCAUUUCAUUCUGCUGCAGAAGUCUACAUACGCUGAAGAUGUCAGGCUGUCCAAAGAUGACAGACAUGGCAAUUCAGUAUCUGACAAGUGGAUCUCAGUACCUGCGAGAGCUGGAUGUAAGCGGCUGUGCACUCCUCACAGAUCGCUCUCUCAGACACUUGGAGAGGAUUUGUCCUCCUCUCUGCUCUGUCUCCAUGCUCUGCUGCAGCAGCAUCUCUAGGGCAGCUGCCUUAAAGCUUCAGCCACGUUUGGAUCACUGGGAGCACAGCAGCGAGGAUCCCCUGUACUUGUUUUAGUAGCACAUGGCCAAAAAUGGUUCAUGGCAUGGCAACUCAGAAAGGUGAAACAAUGAUAGGAGAAGGCAGAUAUAAGUGAAUUAGCAAGAAAAGAGGGAGAUAAGUCACAAUCUUAACAGCUAAAUUUUUAGUAUAUUAUUUGUAAGCAUAGUGUGAAUUUCUUCUCAUAUUUAAUGAGGUCAUUAGUUGAAUGUCAUGGCAGUGAAACUAAACUGGUGCCUUUUAAACAAAGCUAAGUGUUUGGAGCUUGAGAUAAUUCCUGAGAUGACUCUCUGACAGGAACUCUGUCUUUAUGUCGAAAUCACAGACAAAUCUAAAAUCAGUCUUAAACUAGGUACACAAUCUGUGGUCAAACUAUGACCAGUACUCUGAAAUCACUGGAAGUUGUAAAAUAAUUAUAGUACAUGGUAAGCAAUAGCACCACCUGCUGUCUGGAUCCUAAAGCUGACUGGACACCUCUAGUACUGACUUUAGCAUUAUUUGUCUGAUAUUCAAGCUACUUUACACUGCAAUGUAAAUGAAAAUACCAAACACUUUAAAUUUGAACCCCGUGGUUCACACAAUGUCAACAGUUUUAAUUUUAGAUUUAGCACCGACGGAAAAUGAAUUAUUUAGGAAUAUUUUAUAUAUAUUUUAAGAUAAACAUGACAGAUCUUGUGAACUUCACAUUUGUUUCUCUCCUUUGAAGUGUUUGACUGUCAAUAUUUACAGUCUUUAAGUCAGAGGUUGCAUUUAUUUCGGUGAAAAAAGGCACAACCAGUCAAAUGUAAAUUUUCAGAUAAUAAUCCUCCUUUAUAAAGGCUUUAUCUUGUAGGUUUAGGUUACAUUGGACCUACAUUGCUACACUAAGAGGAUAAUUGGAGACUCUUUUGCCCUACCACUCCAAUUUUUGAUAAUUUUAACCACAUUUCACUGUGGGUUGCAUUCAUUUUUGCCUCUUGAAACACAUAUUUACCACUUUGAACCCCUUUCUGCUACUUUUAAAAUCCCAUUUCACCUCAUUUUCCACCAAUUUUGCCACUUUUAACCCAUUUAUAAAGGCUAUAUACCAUGACAUAAAAUAUAUAUUACUCAAGUAAAAAAAUACAUGGUUAUCACAGCUUAAUCUAAAAUGCACCAUGAUUUUGCUGACCUCCAUGAGCCCCCCCAUUUGGUUGGGCCACAGAAAGCUCUCUCCUUUAUCCCCCCUUGUGGGCAGCCUUGGUGCAAUACCCCCCUUAUGAAAUUGUGGCAACCCUUCAUGCUCCUGAUACAUUAUCUUGUGUUGUACUCAAGACCACACUAUCCGAGACCAAGACUUGCCCCAGACCAGAGUGCACCAAGACCAAGACAAGACUUUUGGUGGUUGAGACCACGUCAAGACCGAGUCAAGCUGAGACCGAGACAAGACCAAGACCAUGAAAAUUAAUUUUAAAAACCCACGACAAUGGUGAACAGUUAAAUAGCAUUCUCUCUUUAAUUUUAGUUUUCUUUUAAAUAAAUUUGACAGAUAAAAACAAGGGGUCUGCAACUUUCAAGGCAUAACAUGCAAAAACUCAUAUCUUAACAAGUUUGUUCAAAUAACUUCUUGUAAAAAUAAAUCCUUGUAUGUAUUUAAAAGCCACUGACAAGUGGGAAAUUAUUUUAAAUAUCUGAAAAUGAGAUUUUGUUUUCUAGAUCUGUCAGGCGAAUGAGGAACAAAGUUAGUGUUCAGAGGUAUUUCUGACUAGAAAUAAGAUGGACUGAUGUCCGAGAUUUGGCAGGUGUAGCUAUUUGUUGUUUUAGCAAGUGCAUCUCCUUAAUAUCACAUUAAGCCAAAGAAUAGCAGAUUAGUGCUGAUCUCAACGGGUGCUGGAAAUCCAGAGUCUGGCUAGUCCGAGACAGAAACAAGACCAAGACAUUCAAAAUGUGGUCUUGAGACCGGUCUCAAGACCAAGACUGUUCUUCAGUUCUA
Molecule: messenger RNA, 3923 nt
Organism: Cheilinus undulatus (humphead wrasse)
Lineage: Eukaryota; Metazoa; Chordata; Actinopteri; Labriformes; Labridae
Gene: fbxl13
Product: F-box and leucine-rich repeat protein 13
Exons: 17
Coding region: 299-1990 (563 amino acids)
Biological process (GO): SCF-dependent proteasomal ubiquitin-dependent protein catabolic process
Cellular component (GO): SCF ubiquitin ligase complex
Molecular function (GO): protein binding
Source: RefSeq, a predicted model, not a curated record